Messenger RNA from Diversispora eburnea, 936 nucleotides. The record is from the annotation of a GenBank genome assembly. NCBI's taxonomy places the organism in Eukaryota, Fungi, Glomeromycota, Glomeromycetes, Diversisporales, Diversisporaceae.
AUGGCUAGUCACGAUACUCGUAAAAUAUCGAUUACAGGAAAAAUUACAUUGGCUUCUGUUGUACUGCAAGCUAUUGUAGUAACAGUAUUAGAAUGUUUUGUUAUAUAUUAUCAUGUAACUUGUGUGUCUUUGUUUGAACUUGAUAAUCAAGGGGAAGGUAUAUCAGAAGCUGAUCUGAUAUAUCAUGCUAUUUUCAUCCUUGCAUUAUGUUAUCAAGUAGUAUUAGCAGUUGAUUCUAUAGUAAAUAAUGUUGGAUUAAAUGAUGCGAAAUUUAAAUAUAGUGAUACUGAAAAUUAUCCUGAUUCCCAAUAUGCUAUAAAUUAUUUUCGAUCUAAAAUGAGACCAUUGGAAUAUAUAAUCAUUGGAAUUGUAGCAGGAUUUUCUUUAUAUUUGGCAUUGGUUUCUUUCAAACUAUCGAUAGCAGAUACUCGAAUUCGUAAAGCGUACAUAUUACUCUCAAUUUUACAAACUUUAAUAAAAAUGGAUGUUUUCUUUGUUGGAGCAUAUGCAAUUCAACUUAUUCCAUCUCAAAAAAUCGGUUAUUCAACGUCAAUUCUGGAAACCGUUAUAUUAUUCAUUUGCGGAACUUUAUUAUUAUUGAUGGCUUGGUUUUCGAUAUCACAUGAGUUAAAAUUCGUUUUACUCGUCGUGAUUAAUUGUUUAUGUUUUUCAUUAAUUUAUUUUGUAUGGAAAUUGGUAAAAGUUAAUAUGAAACCAAAAGAAGGAGUAGAUCCUUAUCAAUUUACUCGAAAAUUUUUAACCUUCUUCUUAUCUGUAACCUUAUUUUUGGUAAUACUUACCAUCAUAUACGCAAGUCUUUGCUUUAGAAAUAUGAUUCUAAGAAUAUUCGAAAGUAAGAAAGAUUCUCAAAACAGACAAAGUAUGAUUGAUUCUCAUAUAAGAGAUCGAAGGGAAUCAAGAUUAUCUUUAGAUUAA